ACAACGGAGAAACCUUGAGAGACUAUGAAUUUGCUUGAAACAACUCUUUUGAGGAACGGAACAAUAGCGUACAAGCUAUCUUCCUCUUUUGUUUGAACGUGAGUGACUACCCAUGGUAUCAUUGUUACAUAGUACAACCUGGUCGUUAGAAAACACGUGCAAGCUACAACGUGAGACCGUUAAGUUGUUGUCUCAAGGCACAAACGUGUUUCCAAUUGAUUGCACAUUUUACUUCACCCAUAUUUAAAAAUCUAUCAAACACAACGAGUAGUGUGUAAUUGCUCCCUAUUACAUCUUUUGUGUCUUUGCUUCUUCUCUCUUUCAUAGUUUCACAGACUUUACCCAAUACCAACCAGGGAACAAUGCACACUAUGUCCUCCCAUCACUAUACUUGGCCCAUCAGAGUUCUGGAUCUUGACAAAGCAACUACUAAGAAGGUUCCUUCUUUAGGAUAUUUCGGCCAUUAUUCUCCCUCAAGAGUAUUAGGUUUCAACAAUGUUGGAUACCUGGCUCAUAGAUGUCACCAAAGUGCCAAGAAAUGUGGUCCAAUCUUUUCCAGGACAGUGAAUGAAGGUGUGAAUUCCAGUGACCCAGAUGACCCUGAUAAGAACAAAUCUCACAAUAGUGGAAGUGGAGGAGUGAAUGAUCACAUGAUUAGAGAAAAUCUAGAGAAAAUAGUUGGUAUGGAUGAUUCCACUUUUAGUGGAUUUGACCUUGCAACUCUUAUUAGGAACAAAUAUGGGAGGUCUUAUGAUGUUCAGUUGGUAAAGAAGGAAUUCAUGGGAAGAAAUCUCCUUGCUCUGAAUGUCAUGUGGAAGUACAUGGAGCAGAGAUCCUUCCCAUUGACUGAAGAAGAGUACAUUAUGAGGCUUGAUAAUGUGGCUGACACAUUGAAAUGUUGGGGAGCUGUCUCACAUAUUCGGAACAGCUUAACAAAAUCUAAAGAAAGACCUCGUAUAGGAAAGGCAGUGAGCAUUUUUAUAGAUAUUGACGAGUCUGGUGGUCGUUCAAACGAGUGGAUAUACAAAUAGGAUGCCUUAAUAGAGCAAAGUUCAAAGUGAAUGUUUACACUUGUUAGACGUCAUCAAAUGUUGCUAUUGGACGACUCGAGCACCUCGGUUGUAUUCAUAUUGUUGGACAAGGUGUAGGCACUCGAUAAUACUUCAAGUCAAGUAGUGGCCAUGUUUUAGGAGUAGUUCCAAUACUUCCUUACAUCUUUGAUGGAAAAAUAUAUUCAUGUUAGUAUAAAUUGAUAUAUAUGAUAUGUAAACUAUUAGUUGACAAGUAUUUUAAUAAACUUACACAUUAAUAGUGU
Molecule: messenger RNA, 1315 nt
Organism: Abrus precatorius (Indian licorice)
Lineage: Eukaryota; Viridiplantae; Streptophyta; Magnoliopsida; Fabales; Fabaceae
Exons: 7
Coding region: 363-1031 (222 amino acids)
Source: RefSeq, a predicted model, not a curated record